GCACCGGCAGCUCAGGUGCACCGGUGGGAUCAGGGGAAGGGGCGCAAACCUUUCCCGAGGCGCUGUGCCCCAGCGGGCUCCGGGUGAAGAGGAAAGUUGCUCCCAUUCCUGCAGCAAGCUUAGGAGCUGCUGAACUGGCCUCACCUGGAAGGACUGAGCAGUUCUUACCUUUCCGAUCAGGUGCCUUUGCUGCAGCAAAGCCACGGUAUCCGGGAGACCACGGGGAGCAGAAUAACGCCCCCUUCACUCCCCGCACUCUCGCCGCACAUCAUCUGUUCUUCGGCCUGUUUCGCCGUGCUCCCGGGAUCACAGGAGGAUCUAUAACUGUGAUCUGUCAGUGAGGAGAAAGGGGUCGUGGAUGAACUCCCUUCCAGCAGGGCAACGAAUCACUUCUCGACUGCUUAUUAUCAUCGUGCUCUAGGACCAGCCCUUUCCUGCUAAACUUGGCUUGGGAGCUUACAGCAGGAGGGGGCGCGGGGGGUGGAAAGCCAAGCCCAACAUCAUCUCGUGUGUUUGACUUUUUUUUUUUCCCCUCCCUCCUUCUUCGUGAGACAGUUUGAUGAAUGCCUGCGAGAGGGGUAUGAUUUGCUGAGGCGCCUCUGACAGGACGGUGUGUGCGCGGUGUCAGUCCCGCCGCCGCCCCCCGUGGGGCUGUGAGCGGCCCGCGACGGGGGACGCGCGUGGGAGCGACUGCUGCGCUGCGCGGGCAGCGCAGGAACCACGCCACUCGGGCGAACGGCGCUCCGCGGCCUUUAGCCGGGAGCUCAGAGGAGAGUCACGGCUUUGAAAGGCGCGAGGACGAAAAUAAGGAGCUAGCCCAACUCCGCCGCUUCGCCUCCGCUGGGAGCGUGCGAAGUCGAGACCCAAGUGCCGCCUCUCCCCGCCACCCGACGGGCUAGAGAGGGAGGGCCCGGGCCCGGCCCCCCUCCCGGCGAAGUUGUCUUCAGCCGCUGAUCCGUGCCAUCCACCUCACUUUGCCGGGGUUGUUUUACUUGGCUUGGCUUUGGAUAGAAGGGACUUCGCUUUCUCUGCACCCUGAAAGUUGCCCGAGUCCUCACCGCUGCGAGGAGGAGGGCGGCGCGCCCUGCGCCUCCCCGGGGCCGAGGCCGGCGGGCCCGGCCGGGCGGCUGUGGGCGGUGAUGAUGUGCGGCUGGGGAAAGCUCACCCUGUCCCUGGGGCUGCUGCUGGCGAUGGCGGGCGAGGUGGUGCCGCAGCCGUGCCCGGCGCAGUGCUCCUGCUCGGGGAGCACCGUGGACUGUCACGGGCUGGCGCUGCGCGGGGUCCCGAGGAACAUCCCCCGCAACACCGAGAGGCUGGAUCUUAAUGGAAAUAACAUCACAAGAAUCACCAAGACCGACUUUGCUGGUCUAAGGCACCUUCGAGUUCUUCAGCUUAUGGAGAACAAGAUUAGUACUAUUGAGAGAGGAGCAUUCCAGGAUUUAAAAGAACUGGAGAGGCUGCGCCUAAACAGAAAUAACCUCCAGUUGCUUUCUGAACUGCUCUUUCUGGGGACACCGAAGUUAUACAGGCUUGAUCUCAGUGAAAAUCAGAUUCAAGCAAUACCAAGGAAAGCAUUCCGAGGAGCUGUAGACAUAAAAAAUCUGCAACUGGAUUACAACCAGAUCAACUGUAUUGAAGAUGGGGCAUUCAGGGCUCUGCGUGACCUGGAAGUGCUCACUCUCAACAAUAACAACAUUACUCGACUGUCCGUGGCAAGUUUCAACCAUAUGCCCAAACUCAGAACAUUUCGUCUUCAUUCCAACAACCUCUACUGUGAUUGCCACCUGGCCUGGCUGUCCGACUGGCUGCGGCAGCGGCCACGGGUUGGCCUCUACACUCAGUGCAUGGGGCCGUCCCACCUCCGGGGACACAAUGUAGCCGAGGUCCAAAAACGAGAGUUUGUCUGCAGUGGUCACCAGUCCUUCAUGGCUCCGUCCUGCAGUGUCUUGCAUUGCCCUACUGCAUGUACCUGCAGUAACAACAUUGUGGACUGUCGUGGGAAAGGCCUUACUGAGAUUCCCACAAACCUUCCAGAAACCAUUACUGAAAUACGAUUAGAACAAAAUUCAAUCAAGGUCAUACCUCCUGGAGCUUUCUCACCAUAUAAAAAGCUUCGAAGAAUUGACCUGAGCAAUAACCAGAUUUCUGAAGCAGCUCCAGAUGCUUUCCAGGGCUUACGUUCACUCAAUUCACUUGUCCUCUAUGGGAAUAAAAUUACAGAACUUCCAAAGGGCCUCUUUGAAGGACUCUUUUCUCUGCAACUGCUAUUAUUGAAUGCCAACAAGAUCAACUGCCUUCGAGUUGAUGCUUUUCAAGAUCUUCACAACCUGAAUCUUCUUUCCCUGUAUGAUAACAAGCUUCAGACAAUUGCAAAAGGCACCUUCUCACCCCUACGUGCAAUUCAGACCUUGCAUUUGGCUCAGAACCCAUUUAUCUGUGACUGCCAUCUGAAGUGGCUGGCGGAUUAUCUUCAUACAAACCCCAUUGAGACCAGUGGUGCCCGUUGCACCAGCCCCCGUCGUCUGGCAAACAAAAGGAUCGGCCAGAUCAAAAGCAAGAAAUUCCGCUGCUCAGCUAAAGAACAGUAUUUCAUUCCAGGCACUGAAGAUUACAGAUCCAAAUUAAGCGGAGACUGCUUUGCAGAUUUGGCUUGCCCUGAGAAAUGUCGCUGUGAAGGGACCACAGUGGACUGCUCCAAUCAGAAACUGAACAAAAUUCCUGAUCAUAUCCCCCAGUACACUGCAGAGUUGAGACUAAAUAACAAUGAAUUUUCAGUCCUGGAAGCUACUGGAAUCUUUAAGAAACUUCCUCAGCUGCGUAAAAUAAACCUGAGCAAUAACAAGAUUACAGAUAUUGAAGAAGGAGCAUUUGACGGAGCCUCUGGUGUGAAUGAACUAUUGCUCACUAGUAACCGCUUGGAAAGUGUUCGACACAAAAUGUUCAAAGGACUAGAGGGUCUCAAAACGCUGAUGCUGAGGAGUAACCGUGUGAGUUGUGUGGGAAAUGACAGCUUCACGGGCCUGAGCUCAGUCCGCCUGCUCUCGCUUUAUGACAACCAGAUCACCACCGUGGCACCCGGCUCCUUCGAUACACUACAUUCGCUCUCUACAUUAAACCUCUUGGCCAAUCCCUUCAACUGCAACUGCCAUCUUGCAUGGCUUGGAGACUGGCUAAGGAAGAAACGCAUUGUGACAGGGAACCCUCGCUGCCAAAAACCCUACUUCCUCAAAGAGAUUCCCAUUCAGGAUGUAGCAAUUCAGGAUUUUACAUGUGAUGACGGAAAUGAUGACAAUAGCUGCUCCCCACUGUCCCGCUGUCCUGCAGAAUGUACUUGUCUAGACACAGUGGUUCGCUGCAGCAACAAAGGCUUAAAAGCUUUGCCUAAAGGCAUCCCCAAAGAUGUAACUGAACUUUAUUUGGAUGGAAAUCAGUUUACCCUUGUUCCAAAAGAGCUUUCCUACUACAAGCACUUAACACUCAUAGAUUUAAGUAACAACAGAAUCAGCACUCUUUCUAAUCAGAGCUUCAGCAACAUGACUCAGCUGCUCACCCUAAUUCUUAGUUACAACCGCCUGAGGUGUAUCCCUGCACGGACUUUCGAUGGAUUGAAAUCACUUAGAUUGUUGUCUUUACAUGGGAAUGAUAUUUCUGUUGUUCCUGAAGGAGCUUUUAAUGAUCUUUCAGCAUUAUCACACCUGGCUAUCGGAGCAAAUCCUCUUUAUUGUGACUGUAACAUGCAGUGGCUAUCUGACUGGGUAAAAUCGGAAUACAAAGAGCCUGGUAUUGCACGUUGUGCUGGUCCCGGAGAUAUGGCAGAUAAACUUCUUCUCACAACUCCUUCUAAAAAAUUCACUUGCCAAGGGCCUGUGGAUGUUAAUAUUCUUGCUAAGUGUAACCCCUGUUUAUCAAAUCCAUGCAAAAAUGAUGGAACCUGCAACAAUGAUCCAGUUGACUUCUAUAGAUGUACUUGCCCAUAUGGUUUCAAGGGUCAAGACUGUGAUACUCCCAUUCAUGCUUGCAUUAGUAACCCAUGCCACCACGGUGGAACCUGUCAUUUGAAAGAAGGAGAAAAAGAUGGUUUCUGGUGCACUUGUGCAGAUGGAUUCGAAGGUGAAAACUGUGAAGUAAAUGUUGAUGACUGUGAAGACAAUGACUGUGAAAAUAAUUCUACUUGUGUGGAUGGAAUCAAUAACUAUACUUGCCUUUGUCCACCAGAAUAUACAGCUGCUAAUCUGAAUGAAGUGGAAAAAGGUGAGCUCUGUGAGGAGAAAUUAGAUUUCUGUGCUCAAAACCUGAAUCCUUGCCAGCAUGACUCAAAGUGUAUUUUGACACCCAAAGGAUACAAAUGUGAUUGCACACCUGGAUAUGUAGGUGAGCAUUGCGAUAUUGACUUCGAUGACUGCCAGGACAACAAAUGUAAAAAUGGAGCACAGUGCACUGAUGCAGUUAAUGGAUAUACAUGUAUUUGCCCAGAAGGAUACAGUGGCUUGUUUUGUGAGUUUUCACCACCAAUGGUUCUACCUCGCACCAGCCCUUGUGAUAAUUAUGAAUGUCAAAAUGGAGCCCAGUGUAUCAUAAAAGAGAGUGAACCAAUCUGUCAGUGUUUAUCAGGCUACCAGGGAGAGAAAUGUGAAAAGCUGAUCAGUAUAAACUUCAUCAACAAAGAAUCCUAUCUACAAAUACCGGCAGCAAAGAUACGCCCCCAAACCAAUAUCACUCUACAGAUCGCCACAGAUGAAGACAGUGGGAUCCUGCUCUACAAAGGCGAUAAGGAUCAUAUAGCAGUAGAGCUGUACCGGGGUAGAGUGAGGGUCAGUUAUGACACAGGAUCUUACCCAGCCUCUGCUAUUUACAGUGUGGAAACAAUUAAUGAUGGCAAUUUCCACAUUGUGGAGCUGCUAGCUAUGGAUCAGAUUCUGUCUUUAUCUAUUGAUGGAGGAAGCCCCAAGAUAAUUACCAAUUUGUCCAAGCAAUCCACUCUGAAUUUUGAUUCUCCGCUGUAUGUAGGAGGCAUGCCUGUGAAAAAUAACAUAGCAGCUUUACGCCAGUCUCCAGGACAAAAUGGCACCAGCUUCCAUGGUUGCAUCCGUAAUCUAUAUAUCAACAGUGAACUCCAGGACUUCAGAAAUGUGCCACUGCAACUGGGAAUUCUGCCAGGUUGCGAGCCUUGUCACAAGAAAGUUUGUGUGCAUGGAACAUGCCAUGCUACCAGCCAGUCAAGCUUUUCCUGUGAAUGCGAAGGAGGAUGGACUGGACCCCUCUGUGAUCAACAAACUAAUGACCCAUGUCUUGGAAAUAAAUGUGUGCAUGGUACCUGCUUGCCGAUCAAUGCAUUUUCAUACAGUUGUAAAUGCCUGCAGGGACAUGGGGGAGUCCUCUGUGAUGAAGAAGAAAUGCUGUUUAACCCCUGCCAAUCCAUCAGGUGUAAACAUGGCAAAUGCAGGCUUUCAGGACUUGGGAGACCAUAUUGCGAAUGCGGCAGCGGAUACACGGGGGAUAGCUGUGAUAAAGAAAUCUCUUGUCGAGGGGAACGAAUCCGAGAUUACUACCAAAAGCAGCAAGGGUAUGCUGCGUGCCAGACAACCAAGAAGGUAUCGAGACUAGAAUGUAAAGGAGGAUGUUCAACCGGGCAGUGCUGUGGACCACUAAGGAGCAAGAGACGGAAAUACUCUUUUGAAUGCACUGACGGGUCAUCAUUUGUGGACGAGGUUGAAAAAGUGGUGAAGUGUGGCUGUACAAAUUGUCCCUCCUAAGUGUCCCUGUCACACUUGUCUUUUGAAAAUGUUGUAUACUUAUUGACCGUGUCGGACUAAUUAAUGAUUCAUAGUGGAAAUAUUUGAAAUAUAUUGUAAAAUACAGAACAGACUUAUUUUUAUUAUCAGAAUAAAGACUUUUUCUUCAUUUGAAAAGAUUCAAGUGCUUGAACUGAGACUUCUCAUAACCAAGAGGAGCUUUGAAGAAAAAAAAAAGACCUGUUAACAUUGCAGCAGAGAUGGGAAACUUUAACUGCUUUUAACAUGGAUUCUUCUUUAUAACAUGCUGAAGAUACACUGACACUAUACACAUGUGACUUUCAGUUUAACAGCUCAGAGAUGAAAUAGAGAUGAGAUACUGACCAGAACGUGAGGAUUGUCUUUUCACUUUCAUAUCAGUAUAUUUUAUUGUCUUGACAGACCAUAAUCACUUAUCAAUGAAUCAGGAAGCAUUAUGAGUGAAAAGAAUCAGAUUAUACAGAAAUAACAAUUGUAUGAAAUACAUUUUAUCUUUUGAAGUUCUUAAGCAUCUUGAGAAGGUGGGGUCCCAUUUAAUGAAUGGGAAACAGGAGAUGUGAGAAUAUACUAUAAUCCUGAAAUCUCCUGAUGAUGUAUACUUUUAUGUCAGCAUGUUAGCAAAAGAAACGAAGAAAGUGUUUAUCUGCCCUUUUCCAGUAUUAAUUUUUUGUAAUAUAAGUGUUUGGAGGAUGAUAAAAAUAGAUUAUUGAUGGAUAAAUUAGUAAUAAUAUGGAUUUCUGUUUCUAUGAAUUCUAAACAGCUCUAUACAGUAUUCGGUUUCAUUGAGAAAUAUUUAUUGUAUCAAAGUACAUUGUACUUAACUGUUUUAGGCCAUCCCUUUUACUGUUUUUCAAUGCUUUAAUAUAUAUUAAUUUAUAUUUGUCCCAGUAUUUUUGUAUUUUUUUUUUUUAAGGACUUAAAAAUCAGGAUUUUUUUGCAAUAGAACUAACGUAGCAUGUCGUCUUGGGGUAAAUGUUUUCAGUCUGGUUUUUUCCUCUCCUUUCUUUUUCUUUCCCUUAGAAUCUGACCAUUUGGUGUCACUGAAACUGAAAGUGAUGACAAUCCGCAGUUUUCACAUACAUCAGAUAUUCAGUACACCUUCUAAGAACCUGUAAUGUAUGAGAGAAAAUACCUUUACACUAGGUGGCAAUUGUAGAGAAGUUAACUUUCCCGAUAUACAGUACUUACAGAAAAUAAGGUGGUGUGUAGAAAAUUACAUAAGAGGGUAGAUCUUUUUAAAUUAAUAUUCCCAUGGAGCUCUUUACCUUUUUUAUAAAAAAGAAAAAAAGGCUGUGCUAUCAAGAACUGUGACUUUCCCCAAAUAAUAAAACUACUUUACUGCCCUAAUGUUCCCCAUGUUAACAUGUUGCUGCUAAAUUACAAUGUAGAGUUGGUAAUCAGUAGUGGGUUGUGUUCUUCUUUCAGUAAAACCCAGGGUACCCUGUAAAAAUGCAGAUGUUUUUUCAAUUUUAUUUUAUUAUUUUUUUUACAAAAAGGUUAGAUGUACAUGUGUAAUGCAGUGUGCUUUGUCUUAUUUGGACUGAUAUCAGUAAUGCUACUGAUGUUUGUAAAUUAAACAGAUAUUUACUUCA
Pezoporus flaviventris is the source of this 7363-nucleotide messenger RNA. It is a transcript of the gene SLIT2, whose product is annotated as slit guidance ligand 2. The transcript is spliced from 38 exons. Gene Ontology annotation, molecular function: calcium ion binding; Roundabout binding; heparin binding. NCBI's taxonomy places the organism in Eukaryota, Metazoa, Chordata, Aves, Psittaciformes, Psittacidae. The record is from RefSeq and is a predicted model, not a curated record. Gene Ontology annotation, biological process: retinal ganglion cell axon guidance; negative regulation of cell growth; negative chemotaxis. The coding region runs from base 1140 to 5753 and encodes 1537 amino acids.